This is a messenger RNA of Dermatophagoides farinae (American house dust mite), 895 nucleotides long. RefSeq names its product Cytochrome b5 (gene Cyt-b5). Gene Ontology annotation, cellular component: membrane; intracellular membrane-bounded organelle. The record is from RefSeq and is a predicted model, not a curated record. Lineage: Eukaryota; Metazoa; Arthropoda; Arachnida; Sarcoptiformes; Pyroglyphidae. Gene Ontology annotation, molecular function: heme binding.
GAAAUCAUCAUCAUUAUUUUUUUCGAUUAAAUUGAAAAGCUUACAUUAAUAAGAUAUAUUACUUACAAAUAGUAAUCACUUUCCUAUUUGAUUGAUUGAGUGAUUUUGAAGUACCCAAUUGAAAUAUAUCGAAUCGAUUCAUAUAUAAACAUUAUUUUUUUCUGGUUCAUUUUUGGUUCAUAUUAAUAAUCAUAAAAGACAACUGAAUAAAAUGGCUGAAGAAAUCAAAACUUUUACAUUGACUGAAGUUGCCGAACAUAAUGAAAAGAAAUCCGUUUGGAUCAUUAUCCAUGAUUGCGUUUAUGAUGUGACUCCAUUCCUUGAUGAGCAUCCAGGUGGCGAAGAAGUUCUAAUCGAACAAGCCGGUAAAGAUGCAACCGAAUCAUUCGAAGAUGUGGGCCAUUCUACCGAUGCUAGAGAUAUUAUGAAAAAAUAUAAAAUUGGUGAAUUAUGUGAGGCGGAUAAAAAGAAAACAAAAAAAGUUGAGGAAAAGACAAUUUCAUGGUCCGAUCCGAAAAACAAUGGCAAUUCAAGCGAUUGGAUGACCUGGACGAUUUCUAUUGUUAUUGCAUUGGUUCCUAUAGUUUUAUAUCGAAUGGGCUAUUUUGGUUCAAACAAAUAAACAGUUGUUCAAAUCAUCAUACCUAUAUAGAAGAAAAACAAGCACAAUGAAUACUAAAAGCAAAGCCAACUUUAUUUUUAUCUCUACUAAUUCACAAUUAUUAAUGAAAUUAUCAUCAUUGGCGAAAUUCAGGAAAAAAAAUUGUCAUUAGAAAUAUUCUAAUUACCAUUGUUUUUCAAGAUUAUUACGACAUUUGUUGUAUAAAACAGAAAAAAAUUUGUUGAAAAAUAUUCAAAUCAAUAAUAAAAUAAAUACUAAAUGAUAAUAAUGAAA